Pangasianodon hypophthalmus (striped catfish) is the source of this 1579-nucleotide messenger RNA. RefSeq names its product polymerase (RNA) III (DNA directed) polypeptide F (gene polr3f). Bases 149 to 1093 code for a protein of 314 amino acids. The transcript has 9 exons. NCBI's taxonomy places the organism in Eukaryota, Metazoa, Chordata, Actinopteri, Siluriformes, Pangasiidae. Gene Ontology annotation, cellular component: RNA polymerase III complex. The record is from RefSeq and is a predicted model, not a curated record. Gene Ontology annotation, biological process: transcription by RNA polymerase III.
UCAUACUUCGAUUCAGGAGGCGUGGCUUGUCACAAGAAAAUGGGUGUAUAAGAAAAAACACGCUGCUAUGUUGUAGUAUAUGAGUAGUUUUGCUGGCGUAUUGCAGUUUUAAACUUAUUUUCUCGUAUACUUCUAUGAAAUCCUAAUAAUGACAGAUGUUAAGGUUAAAAAGGAGUCCACAGAUGUUGUGGAUAUCGAAAACAGAAUAAAGGAGCUGUGUCAGCAGUUUCCACAAGGCAUCACAGACCAGGUCAUCCAGAAUGACAUGCCGCAUGUGGAGGCUCAGCAGAGGGCCAUGGCCAUCAACCGGCUGCUGUCUGUGGGCCAGUUGGAUCUCCUCAGAAACAGCAAUGGGUUGCUGUACCGGCUAAAAGACACUCAGUCUGCAAGUAAAAUGAAGGGCUCUGACAACCAGGAGAAGCUUGUUUACCAGAUCAUCGAGGAUGCGGGGAAUAAAGGAAUAUGGAGUAGGGACAUCCGCUAUAAAAGCAACCUCCCCCUGACUGAGAUCAACAAAAUCCUGAAGAACCUCGAGAGCAAGAAACUUAUCAAAGCCGUGAAGUCUGUGGCAGCCUCCAAGAAGAAGGUGUACAUGCUGUAUAACCUGCAGCCGGACCGCUCGGUUACAGGAGGGGCGUGGUACAGUGAUCAGGACUUCGAGUCUGAGUUUGUGGAAGUUCUCAAUCAGCAGUGCUUCAAAUUCCUGCAGAGUAAGGCAGAAGCUGCGAGGGACAGUAAGCAGAGUCCUAUGGUGCAGAGAAACAGCUCGUUCGCCACCUCAUACGAAGUCUGGAAGUACAUCUGCGAGCUGGGAAUUAGCAAGGUGGAUCUGUCUAUGGAGGACAUCGAGACCAUCCUGAACACACUGAUCUAUGAUGGCAAGGUGGAAAUGACCAUCAUCGCGGCUAAAGAGGGCACCGUAGGGUGUGUGGACGGCCAGAUGAAGCUUUACAGGGGUGUGAACUCCAUCAUCCAGCCCACAGGCCUGGUCAAAACGCCCUGUGGACUCUGUCCGGUGUUUGACGACUGCCACGAAGGCGGGGAAAUAUCACCAUCCACUUGCGUGUACAUGGGAGAGUGGCUAGACUUUUGACAUUUCUUUUUGUUCGUUUGUAUGUUUUUUUUUUCUCUGUGGAGAAAGUGCCAUAUACUUUUUUUUUUUUUGCAACAAUUUGAUGCAACAGAUGAUGAUUUUAUUUAUAUUGAACAAUAAUAGGUUUGAUACAGUAUAUUUGAAAUGAAUGGGCAAAACGAAGAAGAAGAAGAAACAACAGCAGCUGUACUGUGGACCUCUGAAAACUAUCCUGGACUCAGAUAUAAUUUUUUUUUUUUCUUAUCUCCUUAAAAUCAAAUAUUCCGAUUCACGGGAUACAGCAUUACAAAUACAUCCUCAUACACACUGUAAAUCAGCUGACACACAUUUCCCCUGGAUCUGUGCUCAUUCAAUAAUAUAUAUAUAUUAAAAAAUCCUUGUUACUUGGGAUAAAAAAGGUGUUUUUUGUUUUUAGAAAAUAAAUGAACACAGUAUAAACUGUAAUGUUUGUGGAUUUCUGGUAAUAAAGACUGGGACUGAAAAUAA